AUGUGGAACGCUAGAUCAGCAGCGGCGGGAGCGACAAAACAGUACCAGGACGAUAGGGCCGACGCGGUGGGAGCAAAGCAGCAAAGGAAAUUCAUCCUUCAGAAGCUCUAUGAGAGGAUUGAUUUCAAUAAAGAAAUUCUAUCUAAGGGUAGAUAUGCAGAGCUUAAUGUUGCUGACAACCGCCCUUUAAGACCAGAUGAGGCAGAACUUUUUGAAAAGUCGGCGCAAAAUGCGUAUGCAUCGUUUCGAGAUAAAGCAGCCAUGUCACGCUCAAUGAGUAUUGAUGAGAUGGAGACUGUUGCUCAAGGUCGGGUGUGGACCGGCCAAGAUGCAGCUUCAAGAGGGUUGGUUGAUUCACUAGGUGGAUUCUCACAAGCUUUAGCCAUUGCAAAACAGAGAGCUAAUAUACCGCAAGAUAAGAAGGUCCAGCUAGUUGAGAUCUCGAGGGCCUCGCCAUCACUACCGGAGAUCUUGUCAGGUAUUGGGGGUUCAUUGCUUGGAAUUGACAGGGUUGUGAAGGGGUUGCUCCAGGACGUCACCUCCUUAAAUGGAGUCCAAGCUAGAAUGGAUGGCAUAUUGUUUGAAAGAUUGGAAAAUGCGUCAGGGGAGAGUCAACUCUUCGUGCUCAUAAAGGAAAUCGUAAAUUCUUUUGAUUGAUCAUACCAGUCAAUACAUUAAGUUCUGCGGAAAGUUAUAGAUAGGAGAAGAUGACAGAAUAGCAUGUCAAUAGUAGACAUCCACAUCAACUAGAUUCAGGCAGGCCAGAUUAAUACUACAAUACACUUGGGAUUGAAUCAUGCUACUUUGUUCUUUUGUACCGAUGGGGCGAUGCCCAUGGAAGUGUUGUAACGGCCAUACUGAAAAUGCAAGAGUCUUAGUUUUCGUGUUGAA
This is a messenger RNA of Lolium rigidum, 891 nucleotides long. Its product is annotated as serine protease SPPA, chloroplastic-like. The record is from RefSeq and is a predicted model, not a curated record. Gene Ontology annotation, molecular function: peptidase activity. Lineage: Eukaryota; Viridiplantae; Streptophyta; Magnoliopsida; Poales; Poaceae. Gene Ontology annotation, biological process: proteolysis. The coding region runs from base 1 to 657 and encodes 218 amino acids. The transcript has 5 exons.